Molecule: messenger RNA, 417 nt
Organism: Rasamsonia emersonii CBS 393.64
Lineage: Eukaryota; Fungi; Ascomycota; Eurotiomycetes; Eurotiales; Trichocomaceae
Product: Exosome complex endonuclease 2/ribosomal RNA processing protein
Exons: 1
Coding region: 1-417 (138 amino acids)
Biological process (GO): exonucleolytic trimming to generate mature 3'-end of 5.8S rRNA from tricistronic rRNA transcript (SSU-rRNA, 5.8S rRNA, LSU-rRNA); U5 snRNA 3'-end processing; nuclear polyadenylation-dependent mRNA catabolic process
Cellular component (GO): cytoplasmic exosome (RNase complex); nuclear exosome (RNase complex)
Source: RefSeq, a predicted model, not a curated record
AUGGCGGGUCUGCAGCAUUUCCGUCGUCCCGAUGCUGAGGUGAAAGAGGGCCAAGUCACGGUAUUUGGACUUGACGAGCGGGUUCCCGUGCCCCUAAAUAUCACUCACAAGCCGUUGGCUAUCACUUUCCAUGCCUUCCAUGAAGGAAAAGUAAUCGUCGUGGACGCCACCCUCAAGGAGGAACAGGCUUCCGAGGGAGACCUGGUGAUUGCCCUGAACAAUUCUGGCGAAACCUGUGCUCUCUACAAGUCUUCAGGUUGCCCUGUCAGUGCGAUAGAUGUUGUCAACAAGACGUCCCUAGCCUUGCGGAAGGUGCAGGAGAUCAAUGGCAUUAUCGGCAAGGCCUUAGAAGCCGAUCUGGCCAAGCGCGCCAAACAGAAUCGCGGCGUAGAGGCCAGCGCCGAAAACGACCGAUGA